Cicer arietinum (chickpea) is the source of this 519-nucleotide messenger RNA. RefSeq lists its product as uncharacterized. Lineage: Eukaryota; Viridiplantae; Streptophyta; Magnoliopsida; Fabales; Fabaceae. The record is from RefSeq and is a predicted model, not a curated record.
AUGGACUUCAAGAUGCUCAGUCGUGUUUUAUAUGCAAAUGAUGUUACAAUUUUCUAUCGCGUUAGUGACGCUAGUUUAACUGCUCUAAUAAUGUUUUUCCUUGAUUACGAUAAUGCUUCUAGGAAAGUAACCAGUAAUGAUAAGUCUAAACUUUACACAAGAUCUAUACCUCCGGCUAGAGCUUCUGCAUUUUCAACUCUUCUUGGAUUUCAUUCAGGCCAACUUCCCUUUAUCUAUUUAGGUGUUCCUAUUUUCAAAGGAAAACCUCAUAAGGUGCAUCUAAUGCCUAUUGGUGAUCGUAUUAAAGCCAAACUUUUAGCUUGGAAAGGAAAAAUUCUAUCUAUAAAUGAAAAAGUGGUGACAAUAGUUUGGAAAAAAGUUUUCCAACCCACUGAAAAUAGUGGUAUGGGUUUGCAUUCUAUAAUGGCCAUCAAUAGUGUUGGGUUGUUGAAGCUUUCAUGGGAUUUUAUAUCUUCGGGAACUCAUUGGUCUAAACUAAUGCAUAGUAGAGUUCUUUGA